This is a messenger RNA of Caenorhabditis angaria, 795 nucleotides long. The record is from the annotation of a GenBank genome assembly. NCBI's taxonomy places the organism in Eukaryota, Metazoa, Nematoda, Chromadorea, Rhabditida, Rhabditidae.
AUGUGUGCAGGAAUUUGGCUGCCAGACGAUCGGAUUCGUUUUGAAGAUCCAAAUGAGCCAUUUUUGUGUUUGAUAUGUGAGAAUAAGACAAACUUGAACGUCAAGGAAAUGUUGGAAAAAACCAUUGUUGAAACCGAUGCUUAUAUUACUGCUCUAAAAGAAGAAAUAGUAGAAUUGGAGGUUCAGAAAUCUUUGUUCGAACAAUCUGUGACAAGCAAUUCGGGCGUAUGGAGGAAAAAAUUGGAAGACUGCUGGAAACAACAUGGUGGAUCAAUGUCAACUUGGACGCAGAAAUUUAAUGGAAAUCAGACAUAUGCCUUGCUGAAACCUCAAGCAAUAGAUGCAAUGUUUGAUUUAUUUCCGAGUACUCCACAAUUGGAGCACUUAAGAACAGCAGCAAAACAUCUCGGAAUUAUAAUGAGCAUGUGCAAAACUGAGCGAUUCGAUGCCGAUGAUCAUGCCAAAUUCGACGCAUCGUUGAAAGGAUUUUGCUCUGAACUCAUUGCCGCGGUUCCUGAAGACCAUCCGAUUGUCAAAUUCCAUAUGCUCGAUAAACAUGUACCAGAUUUCGUAAAGAUGUUUGAUUCUUGGGCUUUUGUUUCGGAACAAGGAGUGGAAGGAAUUCAUGCAUAUGUUAAUGCCCUAUUCAGACAGUGAGUUUUUGUCAAAACAUUCUGACAACAAAUCUCAUUUUUCAGUUAUGCUUCGGCGAAAAAUCCAGAACUUAUUCUUAGAAGAGUCUUCACCAGAAUUCUGCUAAACAACAAGAUGGUCGACAAUUAUAACUUUUCGUGA